Molecule: messenger RNA, 1308 nt
Organism: Xiphophorus maculatus (southern platyfish)
Lineage: Eukaryota; Metazoa; Chordata; Actinopteri; Cyprinodontiformes; Poeciliidae
Product: la-related protein 6-like
Exons: 3
Coding region: 72-1199 (375 amino acids)
Cellular component (GO): nucleus
Molecular function (GO): mRNA binding
Source: RefSeq, a predicted model, not a curated record
UACACACACUGUUUUAUACCUCUGCAGUAGUUUUUGUUAUUCUUUUCGAAUAUCUGUAUUUGACGUGGAAAAUGCCAGAAACGGGACCAUUAGGAGGCACAAUGAGUGAUCUGAAUGGAAAUGGUGCAGAAUCCAACCAGGAUGCAGAAGACCAUGAAGCACAGUUACUCUGUCUGAAGAUUAAAGACCACUUGGAGGAAAUGUUCUCUGACAGUCACCUGGCGGAGGAUGGCUUCCUGCUAAAACACAUGCAGAAGAACAAGCAGGGCUAUGUCAGUCUCAAGCUUCUCACUUGUUUGAAAAAGAUAAAGGCUCUGACCACGAACUGGUACAUGACUCUAGCGGCCGCAGAGUGCUCAGACCUCCUGGAGUUGAACGAGGAAUGCACCAAAGUGCGACGCAAAGAGGCUCUCCCUCAGUGGCUGAUGUGCUCCCCUACCAGCCGGCUCCUCCUCAUCUGGAACGCUUCAGAGGAGCAGAGCGGAGAGGACGGAGCUGACCCAGGGCAGCCUUCGCUCUUACUGAGCAUCCUCCAGAGGUUUGACUCGCCAGGUGACGUCGCGUCAGUCUGGAUCCUGCAUCCCGGAGAGGAGCUUCCCAAAGAGCUGCAAUGCUACGCCAAACGUCACAAAGAGCUCGGCCAGAUUUUGUGUGCCGUGAUGAAGUUUAAUAGCUUGGAAUCGGUCCGUAGGGCCUACAGCUCUCUCAGAGAAGAAGAGAAGAUUAAUGGGAGGGGCCUGUGUGUGGUGCCGCUGGGAUGGCAGUCAGUGCAGAGCAUCAAUAAGUUUGAUCCAAUCGAGAACAAAGGAGACGCCACAUGUUCUAUGGGAGAUCCUCAGAACGUCUCUCAGGUUUCGCUCCAGCAGGACCCUCCCUCACCUAUCAGGUUUUCUGAAGAAACUGGAGAAGCAUAUCCUCCUCCAGCAGGCCAGGAGGACUCCAGCUGCAGUCAAAAGGCAUUGCGAGGAUUAACUAAGAGAUACAGCUGGACAGACUGGUGCUCCGGAGACCGCAACACACCGUUUUCUCAGUGCCCAUGGGUACUAAAGCGCAAAUCCGCAGCCAGUGCAGCAAAGCUGGAGACGGCUGAGCACCUGAACACAACCGGCUUAAUACUAAAAGUCCUGCGUCAGCCCUUUGGCCCCGACGAUACCAAAGGUUUUAAUGCCAGAAGGCAGAAAUAUGACUUUCUUGAAUGAAUAGCUUUAGAGGAGAUCAGAAAGAAGACUGAGCUGAGAAGAAAAUACUCAAAAAUCUGACACAAGAACACAGAAAAUUUGUUUCCAUUAAAGAAUUAAGUUCUGCUGA